This is a messenger RNA of Zingiber officinale, 691 nucleotides long. RefSeq lists its product as uncharacterized. The coding region runs from base 13 to 624 and encodes 203 amino acids. The record is from RefSeq and is a predicted model, not a curated record. The transcript has a single exon. Lineage: Eukaryota; Viridiplantae; Streptophyta; Magnoliopsida; Zingiberales; Zingiberaceae.
CUCAUUCCCAAAAUGGACCUGCUCGAGGUGCUACUGGACGUGGUGGUUCCCCGGCUCAUCUCCGUUCCCCGUGCCGUCCUCGCCGGCGGAUUUUCGUGGGCGUGGGCAGUCGCCGUUACUGCGGCGGUGUUCGUCCUCUGGAUUCGGGCCUUCGGGUCAAGAUUGUUCGCGUCCACGCUCUCCCCUCCUCCUCCUCCGGCAAUGACGACGACGGUUCAAUCCUCUUCGGAAGACGAGUCGAAAGCGGCAUCGCUGCCGCUGCGGAGCGAUGCCGCCUCCGUCGCGAAUCCGCUGAAUCGCUACCUGGGUGAAGUAUCCACUAGCAAGAGACGGUUCAAGACUUGCUACGACGGGAGCUCCAUCGGCGUGACGGGAACGGAGGAGGACUAUAGCGAAGUCGACGAGCGAUGGCGGACGGCACCGUGGGAAGGAGACUGGCGGUGGGACGGGCUGCUCGCGGCGGAGCGCCAGCGGUGGGACUUGGGGUGGUAUCGCUGCCUCGACAUGGCGGCGCUAGACGGAAGCGUCGUCAGGUUGUGGGACGGAGGAAGCGGCAGCCCGACGGCGAGGCGAUGGACGGCGCAAAAGUCAUUCUUUUGGGUAAACUGUAAAAUGCAGAUGUAGCUGCGGCUUUUCAGGGCAAUUGCCGAUUUAUAAAUUACAACUAUUUGGAAAUUGUAAAAAAUGUAUA